AUGCGCGUUAUUGUGAGUAAUUAUCGUCGUCGUAGAUGCAUUAUGCGAAGAGCGGUCAGCGCUCUUGAGCGGAGAAAGCGUGCAGAGCAUCUUUGGCUGUUGGAUGUUGGCUUUCGCUUUGUUCACCACGUUGGAGUCGCUUUGCAUCCUACACGUUGGAUUUGUUUCAGUAAAUCGAAGAAGGACAAGAAGAAACAAGGCAAGACUCCUACCGAUAAGAUCACAAUCCCCAUUGCAUCAGCUGGAGGUCCUGAUCAAGUGUCAAGUACGUCUACGACCACCGGUGUAGAAGCCGGUGCCGAUACCGGACGAUCCCACGCUACGUCUGUGUACGCCUCGCGCCUGCAGCACAUGCGGGAAUUUCGAGCGUGGGCACAUGCGCGUAACCCAUGGCACAACUUGUCGCUAAACGUCCGUGCUAUGAUUUUACGAUUCCCUCAGAUCUUCGGCCGCGCGUUUCGAAAGUUCAUUUCGGCUUUCGUAUUUGUAUCGCUCAUCUUCUUCUCGUCAUCGUUUAUCAUCGGUACGUUCGUAUCUGGUGGCGCUUUUAAGCUGGGAACGUUUGAUAACUCCACUGCGCUUGUAUCAAGCGAGCUCAAUACUACGCACGGCGUAUCGGCUUCAAUUACCAUAAACGGUAAAGUGAUCAACUUCGAUGAUACGUCGGAGUACGCGGCCUGUAGCAUCUCGUAUGAUGGAUUAUCGGUAUUGGAUUUGGCGUUGAUAGCCGACGCCGCGUAUGGCACAACGACAGAGAUCCAGAAGUCCGCGCUUGAAAAUCGAUUCAAUGGAACGGAGUUAGGUGACUGGGAGUAUGUGGCACGCAGCAACGAAAGCACAGAUGGGCAAACCUGGAUGGAGAUCUACUUUCCAGCAGUGAAUAUGACGGUCAUUUCGGUGCGUGGCACAGCAUCGGCGACGGAUGCUUUGGAGGAUAUGCAUUUCUGGUUUGGGAUCUGUAUCAUGCAGGCCAUGAAUGUCUUCAUCCCGUUCCUGAAACAAUUGCCACGGCCAUUCGUGGUGAAAAUGUUGUCCAUGCGUCUAAUUGCAAGCGUGAUGCCAUCGCCCGCGUACACAGACGUGCUGAAUCACGCCAUCGAUACACGUGCUCGUGUAGGGAGCAACCUUGUGAUCACUGGACACAGUCUUGGCGGAGCUAUUGCUGCCAUGAUUGGAGCCAAGACGAAGACGAGCGCUGUUUCCUUUUCAGGGCCUGGCUUACUGUACUCGUUGGGGCGUUUCGAUAUCACCGCGCAAGAUGUUCGCGACUACGUAUUAACUAUGAAACCCAGAAAGGAUAUUGUUCCUCAAGUGGACGAACUUGGUGGUAUGGUGCAGGAGUUUCGCUGCAAGAAAUCGUCUCCUAUGGGCUGCCACAGCACGAGCACUCACCUGUGCGAGCUGUAUUUCUCCUGUGGUGAUCCGAGACAGCGCAACUGGUCCACAAACCAGCAAUGCAUUGCAUACAAUGCGCUUCCUUCAGAUGACGACGACGACGAUGAGUAG
This is a messenger RNA of Phytophthora infestans T30-4, 1506 nucleotides long. RefSeq lists its product as uncharacterized. Lineage: Eukaryota; Oomycota; Peronosporomycetes; Peronosporales; Peronosporaceae. The record is from RefSeq and is a predicted model, not a curated record. The coding region runs from base 1 to 1506 and encodes 501 amino acids. Gene Ontology annotation, biological process: lipid metabolic process. The transcript has 2 exons.